AUGACCUUUCAAGUUCUAAGAGGGGACUACGUAGUCAUGUCAGUUUACUUUGACCUGAGCAGAAGAAUGGGUUAUUUCACUAUUCAGACCUACAUUCCCUGCACACUCAUUGUAGUGCUGUCCUGGGUCUCUUUCUGGAUUAACAAGGAUGCAGUUCCCGCCAGAACAUCUCUGGGUAUUACAACUGUCCUGACAAUGACCACCCUCAGUACAAUUGCUCGUAAAUCUCUUCCCAAGGUCUCUUAUGUGACAGCAAUGGAUCUUUUUGUGUCAGUUUGUUUUAUUUUUGUUUUUUCUGCACUGGUGGAGUAUGGGACCCUGCACUACUUUGUCAGCAACAGAAAGCCAAGCAAGGAUAAAGACAAAAAGAAGAAAAACCCACUUCUUCGGAUGUUUUCCUUCAAGGCACCUACAAUUGAUAUCCGUCCAAGAUCAGCUACUAUUCAAAUGAACAAUGCCACCCACCUCCAAGAAAGGGAUGAAGAGUAUGGAUAUGAGUGUCUCGAUGGCAAAGACUGUGCCAGCUUUUUCUGCUGCUUUGAGGAUUGCCGAACAGGGGCAUGGCGACAUGGAAGAAUACACAUCCGCGUUGCCAAAAUGGACUCCUAUGCCCGCAUCUUCUUUCCAACUGCCUUCUGUUUGUUUAACCUGGUGUACUGGGUAUCCUACCUUUACCUUUAAAAUCAGAAAGGAAAUAGGUGAUAUGAGCCUUACUCACUGAAUUUCUUAUAGAGAUGGUUUCCUUUUGAAGUCCACUUAAGGUAUUUAUGACACGCUUUAUAGUGGUCUGAAUUCUCUAGUGCCAUAACCCAGUAAAUAUCAACCAUAUCAUAUUGUUCAUCUAAAACUAUCAUAUAAUUAUUGUGAUUUAAAGGAUUCCGUUCAAUAUGUUUAAGUGAUUUGAAACAAAAAAUAAAACAGGUAACAUGCAGCUCUACCAGCUGGAAUAGAAACAAACAGAGCAGUGUUGGGGAAAAGGGAGGGAAACAUGCCAACUUUCAGUAAUGAUUGGAUAUUGUCAUUUCAAUCAUGAGUGACUGAGGCUAGAAUUUCAAGGUAAAGUAUUGUACAGUUUGUUAGCAUCUACUAUAAAUAUGCUAUAUCUUGGUCCUCUGUGGGCUUUUCUUUUUGGAAGAGUCAUCUUUCACCUUUCACUUUAAAUAAAUGUUACUAGGCUAGCAAAGUAACUUUCCCUCUCAAAUAAAAAUAGACAUUUCACUAUGCCAUCCUUUUAAGAACACAUGUACAAUGCUGUAAAUAUUUCAAUACCUUGUAGUACUUAAAGUCUCUAGUGCAUGCAUCUCUUUUGGCCAAAAUAAAUGAAGCAAAGGAACCAUAACGUAUUGUCUUUUAUUUUGUGUCUCUGGCUGUGCUACUGUAACUGAAAUGUGGAUAUUUUUUUUUUUCCUUCUGGAAGAUUUGCCCCUCUCCCUCAUGCACGGAAGAUUCAAGCAGACAACAAAACUUUCAUGUAAGACUUUAGGGAAGCCUUAAGGACUGAAACAACUAACAUGUAGACAGAACAAUCUGUAUGACCAAUCGAAUACUUAGUUUAUAAAGUAACUGUAUGUGUUUGCUGCUGUUUUAGCCCUCAUUUUCCAAUGAUAAAAUUGUUACAUCUCAGCUGAAUUUACAAUUAUUAUACAUUGCAAGAUCAUCUGUGGUCUUUUAAUUUUUAGUGAAUCUUUUCCCAUAUUGAGCCUGUACUUCGAUUCUUUUUCUCACAUAGGGUAUUUUGGGGAGAUAGAUUGUAAGCCUCUUGGAGCAAAAACCAUCUUUUUGUUGUGUGUUUGCACAGCACCUAACACACUAGAGUCCUGGCCCAUGAGUAGAGCAUCUAAGUGCUACAGUAAUAUAAAUACACUAAUAAAUAAAUAAUAUUAAUAAUACACAAUCAAUUUGAAUUAAUCAGAAGGAUUAGAAACAGCUUUGAUUCUUAGCAACCACAACAAAUAUUUAUUUUUUAGGCAAAGUUCAGGUUCAUUUUGGUUCAUUAUACUUUGCACUAUGUGCACACCUAUCAUUCACCACCCAUUCAUGUUUUUGAACAGCAGUAUUAGUCAGUGCUGCUUUUUGCUCUGUGCGUACCUUUCCAAAAAUACAGACUCUAACCCUGGCUAGCACACACUUUACAGGUAACCUUGAAACAAUGAAAGGAAAUGAAGAGUGUCUUUGUUAAUAAAUCAUAUGUGCAUAGCUUAUGUGUAUUAAAACCUAUUUAGCCCACCUGGGUGAAUCUUGAAACUCAUUUAGCCAGUGGUUUUCAGAACCUGUAUGAUGCUCAAUUAUGCAAUGUUAAGCAUAUGUAUAUAUUACUGACAUUUUUUUUUAUUGUCAAAGAUGUAAAAUGUCAGCUCUAGAAAAAUGGGUUUGGAGUUUGCAAUGAGAGAUGUAUAUGUAUGUUAUUACACAAUUACUAAUAGACUGUAUGGAGACAUAAGGACAGUUUUCCACUGUUUGUAUAGUUUUGGAAAUAAACAUUUAUAGAAAGGUAUAACUAAUUCUUGAUCAUCAAUUGUUCCUUGUCCAAUGUAUUUGACAACCUUUUAAUAAAGGAACUGCACACACUAGUGGACUUUUUCAAUAAAA
This is a messenger RNA of Chelonoidis abingdonii (Abingdon island giant tortoise), 2589 nucleotides long. The record is from RefSeq and is a predicted model, not a curated record. Lineage: Eukaryota; Metazoa; Chordata; Testudines; Testudinidae.